Molecule: messenger RNA, 470 nt
Organism: Thalassophryne amazonica
Lineage: Eukaryota; Metazoa; Chordata; Actinopteri; Batrachoidiformes; Batrachoididae
Gene: rpl30
Product: ribosomal protein L30
Exons: 5
Coding region: 77-457 (126 amino acids)
Cellular component (GO): cytosolic large ribosomal subunit
Molecular function (GO): structural constituent of ribosome; RNA binding
Source: RefSeq, a predicted model, not a curated record
ACUUCCUUUCUUUCCGUGGCCUCGUUGCCGAUCAUUGAUAGUCGGUCGGUCGGUCGGAUUCGAAUAAACAGCGAAGAUGGUGGCCGCUAAAAAGACGAAAAAGUCGAUGGAGUCCAUCAACUCUCGGCUCCAACUAGUGAUGAAAAGUGGGAAGUAUGUUCUUGGCUACAAACAGUCCCAGAAGAUGAUCCGUCAGGGGAAAGCCAAGCUGGUCAUCCUGGCUAACAACUGUCCUGCCCUCAGGAAAUCUGAGAUUGAGUACUACGCCAUGCUGGCCAAGACGGGUGUCCACCAUUACAGUGGAAAUAACAUUGAGCUUGGCACAGCUUGUGGGAAAUACUACAGGGUUUGCACGCUGGCCAUCAUUGACCCUGGUGAUUCUGACAUCAUUAGGAGCAUGCCAGAUCAGCAGCCACAGCCGCAUGUAAGCUGUGGCUCUCUCUCCUUGUUCAAAUAAAGUUGCUGUAAAU